UGAUAGGCUUGGUUCAUCAAACUGUACCAUGGAUGCUGCUGUUGCCCAAAAACCAAAGCUAUGCAGAUUCUUCUUUCCUUUGGAAAAGCAAUUGAUGUUAUUUCCCAUUUUAAUUCUGCUGAUAAACCAGGCCUCUAAAAUGAACGCCGAGGACGGCGUUAUGGAGGAACUGGCAUCUGAGAAAGAGGCAGAAGAAAGUCAUCGACAGGACAGUGUGAAUUUAUUGACAUUCAUUUUACUGCUGACAUUAACAAUUCUGACCAUUUGGCUUUUCAAACACAGAAGAGUUCGUUUUCUCCAUGAGACCGGGUUGGCAAUGAUAUACGGACUGUUGGUAGGUGUGAUCCUGCGUUAUGGAAUCCCAGCCACCAGCUACCACAAAAAAACUCCUCCCAGCUGUUCUCUUGAGGAGGGGCCAGUCAGUACGCUCCUACUGAACGUCAGUGGGAAGUUCUUUGAGUACACGCUGAAAGGAGAGAUCAACUCGAGGGAGAUACACAACGUGGAGCAGAAUGACAUGCUGCGUAAGGUUACCUUUGACCCUGAAGUAUUCUUCAAUAUACUGCUACCUCCAAUCAUUUUCCAUGCUGGAUAUAGUCUCAAAAAGAGACACUUCUUCAGGAACCUGGGCUCCAUCAUAACCUAUGCCUUCCUAGGAACAGCUAUCUCAUGCUUCGUCAUUGGAAACCUGAUGUAUGGAGUGGUGAAGCUGAUGCAGUUCAUAGGGCAGCUGACUAACAAGUUCUACUACACAGACUGUCUUUUCUUUGGAGCCAUCGUCUCUGCCACUGACCCAGUGACGGUGCUGGCCAUCUUCAAUGAGCUCCAUGCAGAUGUGGAUCUUUAUGCCCUGCUGUUUGGAGAGAGUGUCAUGAACGACGCAGUGGCCAUCGUCCUCUCCUCGUCUAUUGUAGCCUAUCAGCCGGCUGGAGCCAGCACACACACCUUCGAUGCCACAGCCUUCUUCAAGUCAGUGGGGGUUUUCCUGGGCAUCUUCAGUGGAUCCUUCGCCAUGGGAGCCAUCACUGGAGUGGUCACUGCCCUCGUGACCAAGUUCACCAAGCUGCACUGUUUCCCUCUGCUGGAGACGGCCCUCUUCUUCCUCAUGUCCUGGAGCACCUUCCUAUUGGCCGAGGCCUGCGGGUUCACAGGUGUCGUGGCGGUGCUAUUCUGUGGGAUCACUCAGGCCCACUACACAUACAACAACCUGUCUGAGGAGUCCACCAAGCGCACCAAGCAGCUGUUUGAGGUCCUUCACUUCCUAGCAGAGAACUUCAUCUUCUCUUACAUGGGCCUGGCUCUGUUCACCUUCCAGAACCAUGUAUUCAGCCCCAUCUUCAUCGCCGGGGCCUUCCUGGCCAUCUUCAUAGGCCGUGCCUCCAACAUCUACCCCCUCUCCUUCCUGCUCAACCUGGGACGCAGACACAAGAUCAGGGGCAACUUACAGCACAUGAUGAUGUUUGCAGGCCUGCGGGGGGCAAUGGCGUUUGCCCUGGCAAUCCGGGACACAGCUACCUACGCCCGUCAGAUGACGUUCACCACCACCCUCCUCAUUGUCUUCUUCACCGUCUGGGUGUUUGGAGGAGGGACCACCCCCAUGUUGUCAUGGCUACACAUAAGGGUCGGAGUGGAUCCAGAUCAAGACCUGCAACAAUGUGGAGAUAACUUCCUGCUCUUUCAAGGGGACGGGACCAUGCCAGAAGUCAGUAAAACCAAGCAGGAGAGCGCCUGGCUCUUCAGGCUGUGGUACACCUUUGAUCACAACUACCUGAAGCCCAUGUUGACUCACAGUGGUCCUCCUCUCACCACGACCCUGCCAUCCUGCUGUGGUCCCCUGGCACGAUGCUUCACCAGCCCUCAGGCCUACGAGAACCAUGAGCAGCUGAGAGACGACGACUCCGACCUGAUCCUGAAUGACGGCGACUUGGCGCUGACCUACGACGACACGGCCAUCACGGCUAAAGGAGCGUCCAGUGGAGGGGCGGACGCGGGGGGCUGGGGGGUCAACGGGAAGAGGAGCAGCAGCACAUCUGAAGAGGCACUAGAGAGAGAGAUGGACCAGGAAUUCCUGUCCCGCAGCACACGCCUUGUCUUUCCCAUCGAAGACCACGCCUGACCCCUACACCAUGACCCCAUGAACCCUCGCCCUUCAGCCCACACACACACCAGACUAUGGGAGGAGAGGAGGAGAAUGGGAGAGUGAGGGUUGGAGGAAAGGGUUUGGUUUAAAACAGGGCUGAUAUUAGAUGUCAUUACUUCCCGGUAUGGGACCUCCUGUGUAUGCACCCAAAACAAUAAAUUGCAGCUAAACUAGUACAGUGUAGGAUAGCAGGGGUCUGCAAUAGGUUUGGCCUUUUCUCUGCUAAUAGUCAACAUCGAACAACAUCAUAACAGCCCAUUCAUAGGCCUCUGCUACAUCAUCAUAACAGCCCAUUCAUAGGCCUAUGCAACAACAUCAUCAUAACAGCCCAUUCAUAGCCCUCUGCUACAUUAUAACAGCCCAUUCAUAGCCCUCUGCUACAUUAUAACAGCCCAUUCAUAGCCCUCUGCUACAUUAUAACAACCCAUUCAUAGGCCUCUGCUACAUCAUAACAGCCCAUUCAUAGGCCUCUGCUACAUCAUAUUAGCAGCCCAUUCAUAGCCCUCUGCUACAACAUAACAGCCCAUUCAUAGGCCUCUGCUACAUCAUAAUAGCAGCCCAUUCAUAGGCCUCUGCUACAUCAUAAUAGCAGCCCAUUCAUAGGCCUCUGCUACAUCAUAAUAGCAGCCCAUUCAUAGGCCUCUGCUACAUCAUCAUAACAGCCCAUUCAUAGGCCUCUGCUACAUCAUAACAGCCCAUUCAUAGGCCUCUGCUACAUCAUAACAGCCCAUUCAUAGGCCUCUGCUACAUCAUAAUAGCAGCCCAUUCAUAGGCCUCUGCUACAACAUAAUAACAGCCCAGUCAUAGGCCUCUGCUACAUCAUAAUAGCAGCCCAUUCAUAGGCCUAUGCUACAACAUUAUAACAGCCCAUUCAUAGGCCUCUGCUACAACAUCAUCAUAACAGCCCAUUCAUAGGCCUAUGCUACAACAUCAUCAUAACAGCCCAUUCAUAGGCCUCUGCUACAUCAUCAUAAAAAUCCCAUUCAUAGCCCUCUGCUACAUCAUAACAGCCCAUUCAUAGCCCUCUGCUACAUCAUAACAGCCCAUUCAUAGGCCUCUUCUACAUCAUAACAGCCCAUUCAUAGGCCUCUGCUACAUCAUAAUAGCAGCCCAUUCAUAGGCCUAUGCUACAACAUCAUAAUAGCAGCCCAUUCAUAGGCCUCUGCUACAUCAUAAUAGCAGCCCAUUCAUAGGCCUCUGCUACAUCGUAAUAGCAGCCCAUUCAUAGGCCUCUGCUACAUCGUAAUAGCAGCCCAUUCAUAGGCCUAUGCUACAUCAUAACAGCCCAUUCAUAGGCCUCUGCUACAUCAUAAUAACAGCCCAUUCAUAGGCCUCUGCUACAUCAUAACAGCCCAUUCAUAGGCCUCUGCUACAUCAUAACAGCCCAUUCAUAGGCCUCUGCUACAUCAUAAUAGCAGCCCAUUCAUAGGCCUCUGCUACA
Oncorhynchus mykiss (rainbow trout) is the source of this 3581-nucleotide messenger RNA. RefSeq names its product solute carrier family 9 member 7 (gene slc9a7). Lineage: Eukaryota; Metazoa; Chordata; Actinopteri; Salmoniformes; Salmonidae. The record is from RefSeq and is a predicted model, not a curated record. Gene Ontology annotation, biological process: proton transmembrane transport; potassium ion transmembrane transport; sodium ion import across plasma membrane. Gene Ontology annotation, molecular function: potassium:proton antiporter activity; sodium:proton antiporter activity. Gene Ontology annotation, cellular component: plasma membrane; recycling endosome.